ACAUGUACACUGAUCAUCAGGAGACUGAUGAUCAGUGUAGCCCCAUUAGUGCCACCGCCAGUGUCCAUCAGUGCCACAUAUCAGUGCCUACCAGUGCACAUCAAUGCCACAUAUCAGUGCCCAUCUGAGCUGCCUUUCAGUGCCACCUAUCAAUGCCAGUCAGUGCCGCCUAUAAUGCCCAUCAGUGCCAUCUACCAGUGCCUCCUCAUCAGUGCCUCCUCAUCAGUGCCAGUCAGUGCUGCCUAUAAGUGCCCUUCAGUGCAGCCUCAUUAGCGCACAUCAGUGAAGGAGAAAAAUCACUUAUUUACAAGAUUUUAUAA
Messenger RNA from Staurois parvus, 320 nucleotides. Lineage: Eukaryota; Metazoa; Chordata; Amphibia; Anura; Ranidae. The record is from the annotation of a GenBank genome assembly.